GGUUUCUGGACUCCAGAAGUAAUAAAAAUUAUUAUGGCGAAUUCGAUAAGUGAUCGAGACGAAGAUCGUCCUCGCCUCUACAACCCCUACCAGGAUCUGCAGCUACCGGUCCAAACCCUCUAUAAGCUCCCUACAUCCCCUGAAUACCUCUUCCAAGAAGAAUCAAUCGCGCAGCGCCGAUCAUGGGGAGAGAAUCUUACGUACUACACUGGCUGUGGCUAUCUUGCCGGAGCUAUCACCGGCGCCGGCAAAGGCCUUGUCGAUGGCGUCAAUGCCUUCGAAAAGGGCGACACCUUGAAACUUCGCAUCAAUCGGAUUCUCAAUGCCUCCGGCCACUCUGGCCGCCAAUUCGGAAACCGUGUCGGUGUUAUUGGGUUGUUGUACGCUGGGCUUGAGAGCGGUAUCGUUGCCGUUAGAGACAGCGACGAUGUACUUAACAGUGUUUUGGCCGGACUUGGUACCGGAGCUCUGUAUAAGGCGGCUUCCGGGCCAAGGUCUGCCGCAGUUGCCGGCGCAAUUGGAGGGCUGAUGGUGGGAGCUGUGGUUACUGGGAAGCAGGUUUUGAAGAGAUACGUGCCCAUCUAGGGUUUGUUUUCCUACUCCAUCCUUCUUCCUUCUUCGUGGGUAUCUUCUUAAUGAGUUCUCCCUGCUAUUGAAAAGGAAAUAUACUUGUUACCGAUUUGUAUUGUCUUUCCCCCUUUCCAUGUCCGUGUAAUUUGUGGAACACGUAAACAUUGUUGAAUAAUAGAGCGAUCUAUGUACGGGAAGAAACAUUAUAUUUUAUGAGUUAUUUUUU
Molecule: messenger RNA, 796 nt
Organism: Telopea speciosissima
Lineage: Eukaryota; Viridiplantae; Streptophyta; Magnoliopsida; Proteales; Proteaceae
Product: mitochondrial import inner membrane translocase subunit TIM23-1-like
Exons: 2
Coding region: 34-585 (183 amino acids)
Biological process (GO): protein import into mitochondrial matrix
Cellular component (GO): mitochondrial inner membrane; TIM23 mitochondrial import inner membrane translocase complex
Molecular function (GO): transmembrane protein transporter activity
Source: RefSeq, a predicted model, not a curated record